Molecule: messenger RNA, 1185 nt
Organism: Molossus molossus (Pallas's mastiff bat)
Lineage: Eukaryota; Metazoa; Chordata; Mammalia; Chiroptera; Molossidae
Gene: GPR62
Product: G protein-coupled receptor 62
Exons: 2
Coding region: 85-1185 (366 amino acids)
Biological process (GO): G protein-coupled receptor signaling pathway
Cellular component (GO): signaling receptor complex; endosome; plasma membrane
Molecular function (GO): G protein-coupled receptor activity
Source: RefSeq, a predicted model, not a curated record
CCAAGCCUCCAAGAGGAUGGGGGCCUGGACAGUAGGGCCAGAGCCUGGGCAACCUAUGAGCACAGGCUGAAGUCUGAACGCUCCAUGGCCAACGCCACAAGGUUCAUGGCCACGGAAGUCACUGGCUCCAUGGGGUUGAUCCUGGCGGCGGUCCUGGAGGCGGCAGCCCUGCUGGGCAACGGCGCCCUGAUGGUGGUGGUGCUGCGCACACCUGGACUACGCGAGACGCUGUACCUGAUGCACCUGUGCAUCGUGGACCUGCUGGCGGCCGCCUCCAUCAUGCCGCUGGGCCUGGUGGCCGCGCCGCCGCCCGGGCUGGGCCACGUGCGCCUGGGCCCGGGUCCCUGCCGCGCCACGCGCUUCUUCUCGGCCGCGCUGGUGCCCGCCUGCACGCUCGGCGUGGCCGCGCUGGGGCUGGCGCGCUGCCGCUUCAUCGUGCACCCGCUGCGGCCCGGCGCGCGCCCUGCGCCCGCCCUGGUGCUCACGGCCGUGUGGGCCGCGGCGGCGCUGCUGGGCGCGCUCGCCCUGCUCGGGCCGCCGCCCGCGCCGCCGCCCGCGCCAGCCCGCUGCUCCGUGCUGACCGGGGGCCUGGGGCCCUUCCGGCCGCUCUGGGCGCUGCUGGCGUUCGCGCUGCCCGCCUUCCUGCUGCUGGGCGCGCACGGCAGCAUCUUCCUGGUGGCGCGGCGCGCUGCCCUGCGGCCCCCGCUGCCCCCGCCGCCCCCGCGCGGCGCCCGGCUGCGCUCCGACUCCCUGGAGAGCCGCCUCUCCAUGCUGCCCGCCCUCCGGCCUCGACUUCCCGGGGGCAAAGCGGCCCUGGCCCCCGCGCUCGCCCUGGGCCAGUUCGCAGCCUGCUGGCUGCCCUACGGCUGUGCGUGCCUGGCCCCCGCCGCGCAGGCCGCGAAGGCCGAGGUGGCCGUCACCUGGGUCGCCUACUCCGCCUUCGCGGCGCACCCCUUCCUGUACGGUCUGCUGCAGCGCCCCGUGCGCCGGGCGCUGGGCCGCCUUGUUCGCCAAGCGCGGCUCAGGUGCCCGCGGGCCCGCACGCUGCGGGCCUGGCACCCGAGGUCGCUCCUGCGGCACCUCCAGGGACCCCCAGAGGGCCCUGCCCUAAGACCUUCUGAGGCACCAGAACAAGACCCCAAUUUGGCAGGAGGGGAGAGCCUCGGCAUGCCGAAGACUACCUGA